This is a messenger RNA of Brassica oleracea var. oleracea, 451 nucleotides long. RefSeq names its product 40S ribosomal protein S29. The record is from RefSeq and is a predicted model, not a curated record. The transcript is spliced from 3 exons. Gene Ontology annotation, cellular component: cytosolic small ribosomal subunit; ribosome. The coding region runs from base 99 to 269 and encodes 56 amino acids. Gene Ontology annotation, molecular function: structural constituent of ribosome; zinc ion binding. Gene Ontology annotation, biological process: translation. NCBI's taxonomy places the organism in Eukaryota, Viridiplantae, Streptophyta, Magnoliopsida, Brassicales, Brassicaceae.
UAUGUGUGUUGCGUCGCCUACGAAAUUUAGGGUUUUCGAGUGUUUUCACGCCGUUCAUCUUCGUCUUCUAGCUUCUCAAGCCUGAGCAUUCGAAAACCAUGGGUUUCGCUGCGAUCUGGAACUCUCACCCCAAGAAGUACGGGCCUGGUUCCCGCACCUGCCGUGUGUGCGGAAACUCGCACGGGCUAAUCAGGAAGUAUGGACUUAACUGCUGUAGGCAGUGCUUCCGUAGCAACGCCAAGGAAAUCGGAUUCAUCAAGUACCGUUAAAGAUCUGGAGUUGCUUAUGCUGUUGAAGUCGUUUGUUUUUUUUCUAAAAGGUUUUGAGAUUUUUAUGUUGUACUGGAUCUUAUAAAUGUUUUAUGAUUCUGUCGUUUAACAUCUAAGCUUUUAUCAAAAAUCUUGGUUCUCUACUUCAAUUCGGUUAUUAUUUAAUCUUGCAGUUUACUCUU